This is a messenger RNA of Hyposmocoma kahamanoa, 930 nucleotides long. RefSeq lists its product as uncharacterized. The transcript is spliced from 7 exons. The record is from RefSeq and is a predicted model, not a curated record. The coding region runs from base 121 to 930 and encodes 269 amino acids. Gene Ontology annotation, cellular component: nucleus. Gene Ontology annotation, molecular function: zinc ion binding. Lineage: Eukaryota; Metazoa; Arthropoda; Insecta; Lepidoptera; Cosmopterigidae.
AGUGAGCUUCGUUUUGCAAAUUAUUUGUUUUUCUCGAGAAAGUACGUGAGAACUAAACAGUUAAUGUUGUUAAUUUGUUACUUAAGUAUUAUAGUAGUGUAAUUUUAUUUUUCGUAUACAAUGUCGCUGAAAACUUUAAAGGUAGAGAAGGAUUUAUGUCGCUGUUGUCAUGCAGAGGGGAAAUUUCAGAAAUUGUCGGAACCUCUUUUGCAUUUAGGUAGACUGGAAGAUUAUGCCCAAAUGAUGCGAAGCUGUUUGAAUGUAGAACUAUCCCCUGUCCAAGGAGUACUAGCUGCGUCUACAUACACUAUUUGCAAUGAGUGCAUACAAAGGUUACGAGAUGCAAAUAACUUCAGACAGCAAGUUUUUUUGUGUGAGGAACGCUUCAAGUACAUGUAUUGCGAGUUUCUUAAUAGUGAAGAAGUAGUGAAACUGGAGUUGUCAAGUGACGAUGAAGUUAAAGUAGAGUUUCUCCAAGAUGACGACGACAGGUUGGACAUCCGGUUUGAUAACUCUGACGACGAACCAGUGAUACAAGUGAAAGAAGAAGAAUCCAAAAAGACCAAGACCAAACCGAAGCCCAAAUCGAAACCUAAGUCCAAGAAACCAGCUGGAGUCCAGAAUAGUUCAAAUAGUUCGAAAAAAGGCAUCCGUCCGUGGCAAAAAUUCGUACCAAAUGAAACGGACUAUACGAAAGGCGAUUCAAAUACUUUAAUUUGUUCCAAAUGUUCGAAGAUAUUCAAGACCAAAUCCGCACUUUGUCUUCAUCUCAAGACAGUUCAUUAUAAAAUACCUCGCUUUUUCUGUUCCAAUUGCGAAGAAAUAUAUGGUACGAAAACGCAGUUGGUUAUACACAAAUUGAACCAACACGAUAUUGACGAGAGAGCACCGAGAAGCGAACCACGUUGCAAGAAAGAAACUGAAUUGUAA